Molecule: messenger RNA, 1599 nt
Organism: Gymnogyps californianus (California condor)
Lineage: Eukaryota; Metazoa; Chordata; Aves; Accipitriformes; Cathartidae
Product: CMP-N-acetylneuraminate-beta-galactosamide-alpha-2,3-sialyltransferase 2-like
Exons: 6
Coding region: 1-966 (321 amino acids)
Molecular function (GO): beta-galactoside (CMP) alpha-2,3-sialyltransferase activity
Source: RefSeq, a predicted model, not a curated record
AUGAGGACGCUGUUCCAGAGGCGCAUGCACAUGGUGCUGGCCCUGUGCCUGCUGCUGGUCCUGUGGCAAUAUUUCCGAGCUCCCACAGAUGGCCUCGGCCUCUUCCCUUGGGCUCCCUCCCUCCUUGAUGCCCCUGCUGCCCGCUGCACCGCUGGCACCAACGGCUCUGCAUGGUUCAACGCCCGCUAUAACAUGUCCAUGGGGCCUCUGCUGACUGGCACAGCCCAUGAGCUCUCCUCCGAUGUGGUUCAGUGGUGGCUGACCCUGCAGCGUCCCCAGAGUGGCGUCCAACUCCAGGCCAUAAUUCAGAGGCUCUUUGCUGUCCUCCGGGCCCCGACUGGCGAUGUGUGGGACCGGUUUCGCUGCAGGACUUGUGCGGUGGUGGGGAACUCAGGGCGGCUGAAGGGGUCUGGCCACGGGCUGCGGAUCGAUGCCCAUGACUGGGUGCUAAGGAUGAACAGAGCAAAGAUUGCUGGCUUUGAGCUGGAUGUUGGCACAAGAACAACCCAUCACUUCAUGUACCCAGAGAGUGCAGUGAACCUCAGGCCCGGCGUCCACCUCAUCCUUGUCCCCUUCAAGCCACUGGACCUGCAGUGGGUGACCAGCGCCUUCUCCACUGGAGAGCUCACGCACACAUACAUGAGAGUGAAACAGUUCAUCAAAGCUGACAGAAACAAGGUGCUGAUCCUGAGCCCAGCUUUCCUCAAGUACAUCCACGACAACUGGACGCAGUGCCACGGGCGGUACCCCUCCACUGGCUUCACAGCCCUGCUCUUCGCCUUGCACGCCUGCCAGCAGGUCUCCGUGUUUGGCUUCGGAGCAAACAGUGAAGGGAACUGGCACCACUACUGGGAGAAAAACCGCUGGUCUGGAGCCUUUCGGAGGACGAGGGUCCACGACGCUGACGUUGAAUUCAGCAUCAUCGAGAGACUGGCAGCUGAAGGCAGGAUUUUAUUCUACAAAUGAUGUAUUUCCAAGAAGCUGAAGCCAGGCCAUUAGCACAGGAACUGGCAGCCCCCUGCACUGCCAGCAGCUGCCUCGGCUCUUUAGCUUGCUUCUCCCCCCAGCACUGCCACGUGCUCGGGCUCACAGACUCUGCAAUCCCCGUGGUCUCGGUGCUGCUUGUGCUGGUCCCGCCGGCUGGGCACUGUGGGUGCCAGGAGGUGACACACUCCCGUGGCACUAGGGACGUUGCAUUUGGCUGGACACAGGGUGGGCAUGGCUCUGCCCACGCUGGCUGGGAGAGAGGAAGGGGAGACAGUGGGGCUGGAGGUGGGCAUGGAGCCUGUGAGCUGCUGUGCGUGUCCCUGCAGUGGCCAUGAAGCCGGUGGGUAACAGUGGUGGUGGUGAUGGCAGCCGCUCAAACGUGGCUGUCCGCAUGACAGAGCUGACACUUCCACCCACUGAUGGCUUUUGGGGGAGGUUCGUAGUUGUUCUUUGGGCAGGGGGAGAGAGGCAUCUUCCCUUCCCGUCUUUUAUAACUAAGGAAAUAUUUUAAAAAUUGUAUCAAAGAAGAAUAAGAAAGGAAAAUAUCAAGCAUGCUAAGUCAGAAGAUGACAGAAUCAAGUACAGUUGAAAUGAUCUUACCUUUAAUAAACU